AUGGCACCCAUAACACUAAGCACAGUUGACAACGAGAUCAAAGACAUAAUACAGCACCUAUUCGAAAUCCAAUCCGCUGUUCAUGGGUAUCUCGGUCCAGAGACGCAGCAGGAGCUCGUCCGGAAGAUAAAAAACCUCACAACCGCCCUCUCCACCCUCUCCGUGCACACACGCGACAACCCAGCCGCCUCAAAUACCCCCCCAAACGCGGACGCAAACCCCGCGGACCCCUCACUACACUCCAUUGCGCUCCCGCCCGAAAUAAUCGACUACGUGGAUGCCUCGCGCAACCCGGACAUCUACACGCGCGAGUUCGUUGAGCUCGUGCAGCGCGGGAACCAGGAUCUCAAGGGGAAGAAGGAGGCUUUUGCGGAUUUUCGCGAUGUCCUGGCGAGGGAGAUGAGGAGUGCGAUGCCCGAGGUUAGGGGGGAGGUUGACAGAGUUAUUCAGGCUACAGGGGGUGAGAGGGAGAGGGAGCGGUGA
This is a messenger RNA of Aspergillus mulundensis, 483 nucleotides long. It is a transcript of the gene nut2, whose product is annotated as mediator complex subunit NUT2. The coding region runs from base 1 to 483 and encodes 160 amino acids. Gene Ontology annotation, molecular function: transcription coregulator activity. The record is from RefSeq and is a predicted model, not a curated record. Gene Ontology annotation, cellular component: mediator complex. NCBI's taxonomy places the organism in Eukaryota, Fungi, Ascomycota, Eurotiomycetes, Eurotiales, Aspergillaceae. The transcript has 3 exons. Gene Ontology annotation, biological process: regulation of transcription by RNA polymerase II.